AUGGCAACCUUGCAUGAACGAGAGACCUUUUUCGUAGGCGGCUCCUACACCCAAGGAGAAGAUGGUAACCAUAGGCUGUCUGGGCAGAUGUACGUCGAGCAUCUCUCACCGAGUCGGACCGAGGAAACCAAACCUUUUCCUCUCGUAUUUAUACACGGCGCAACGAGGACUGCCAAUGACUGGAUCACCAAACCCGACGGCAAACCUGGUUGGGCUUCGUUCUUCUUGUCGCGUGGGUACGAGCUCUAUCUAGUUGAUCAACCGUAUCGCGGUCGAAGUGCAUGGCCCCCGGGUCAUGGAACUAUCAUCGCCUACACUGCCGAGCAGAUCCAGCAGAUAUUCACAGCGUGCAAGCAGUACGAGAUAUGGCCGCAGGCAGCUCUGCACACACAGUGGCCUGGUACCGGCGUGAUGGGUGAUCCCAUUUUUGACCAGCUGUUCGCUUCGACUCUCCAGAUGGUCGGCGAUACAGACCUCCAGGAGCGAGCAACGCAGGCGGCGUGCGCAGCAUUAUUAGAUAGGAUCAACCGACCGGUGAUUCUGGUCGGCCACUCUCAAGGUGGUUCGACUCCGUUGCUUGUGGCCGACGUGCGACCAAGCCAGGUCAAAAUGAUUGUGACAAUUGAGCCGGUCGGGCCUCCCUUUUCCAAGGCCUCGUUUAUCAAGGGUCCGGGGGCGCGUUACGGCGUCUCCUUUGCCCCCAUCACCUACGACCCGCCAGUCUCGGAUCCCGACACAGACUUUGUCAAGGUGGAUUUGAAGGCAAACUCGCCAUCGCGGGUGGAUUGUCUGCAGCAGGCUGAAUCGCCUCCGCCGCGACAGCUGAUCAAUCUCAAGGGCAUUCCGGUACUACUCAUGACGUCCCAGGCCUCGUAUCACGCACAGUACGAUUGGGCAAUAGUGCGGUAUCUACGGCAAGCCGGUGUCGAGGCGGAACACAUGGAGUUGCAAGGCGUUGGCUUGCUCGGCAAUGGACACAUGAUGUUUCUUGAGGAGAACAGCGACGAGAUUGCCGCUGCGCUUGAGGGACGAAUCGAUGAAAUUGUGCAGCGUAGAGCGGCAGCCUAG
Molecule: messenger RNA, 1068 nt
Organism: Pestalotiopsis fici W106-1
Lineage: Eukaryota; Fungi; Ascomycota; Sordariomycetes; Amphisphaeriales; Sporocadaceae
Exons: 2
Coding region: 1-1068 (355 amino acids)
Source: RefSeq, a predicted model, not a curated record